Messenger RNA from Episyrphus balteatus (marmalade hoverfly), 2867 nucleotides. Its product is annotated as membrane alanyl aminopeptidase-like. The coding region runs from base 25 to 2850 and encodes 941 amino acids. The transcript is spliced from 6 exons. Gene Ontology annotation, cellular component: cytoplasm. Lineage: Eukaryota; Metazoa; Arthropoda; Insecta; Diptera; Syrphidae. Gene Ontology annotation, biological process: peptide catabolic process; proteolysis. Gene Ontology annotation, molecular function: zinc ion binding; peptide binding; metalloaminopeptidase activity. The record is from RefSeq and is a predicted model, not a curated record.
AAAGUUUCUUUAACCUCUUUUCAGAUGAAGACUCAAUUCAUCGCCGUGUUAGCUUUGGCACUAUUUGCCACAGUUAUCAGUGUUCCUCUAACAAAAAUCGAACCAAAACCUGAACCCGAACUUCUAGCUAACGAGCCUGCAGUUGACUAUAGAAUUCCUGACAAAAUUCUUCCAUGGAACUACAACAUAGUGCUAAGACCUUAUCUACAAAAAUCAGAUGGUGCAAAACAAUUCACAUUUGAUGGUGAAGUUUACAUUACAAUCAAUACAACCGAAACCAAUUUGAAUACAAUUGUUAUGCAUUCCAAGAGAUUGACUAUUACCAUUCGGGAAUUAUACGAAACUGCAACACCAGCAACAAAAAUCACAAUUAGCAAAGUUGAACCAGAUGAUGUUACCGAUAAAUACACUUUGACAUUGGGCCAAGCUCUUAAAGCCAAAACAAUGUACACACUUCAUUUUGUUUACACUGGAUUGAUGGAAGAUGAUAUGCAUGGUUUCUAUAAGAGUUCUUAUGUCGACAAUAAGAAUGUUACAAGAUAUUUGGGAUCAACACAAUUUGAAACAAAUCAUGCAAGACGUGCUUUUCCAUGUUUUGAUGAACCAAAGUUUAAGGCAACUUUUGAUGUGGCAAUAAUUCGACCAAGAAGCUUCAAGACUGUCAGUAAUACUCGUAUUAUUGAGAGUAAACUUGUUGAGAAGGCCUACUAUAAAGACGUCUUUGCCACAACACCUCGUAUGUCCACCUACAUUUUGGCCUUCCUCGUCUCCGAUUUCAAUGAACGCAACGAUGCCGAUGGUCAAUUUUACGUUGUUGCCCGCCCUGAAUACUACAGCCAAACUGAAUAUGCUUUAGAUGUGGGCGGUAAGCUUCUGGUGAAAUUUGAUGACUACACCAAACUGCCUUAUUACGAGAUUGGUGUUGAAAAAAUGCAUUUGGCCGCUAUUCCUGAUUUCUCAGCUGGUGCUAUGGAGAAUUGGGGUCUUUUAACUUAUAGGGAACGUUCUUUACUUUAUGACGAAGGAUCAACAACACUUUCAGCGAAACAGUCAAUCGCUGGUGUAAUUGCUCAUGAACAAGCUCAUAUGUGGUUUGGAGAUUUGGUAACUUGCCAAUGGUGGAGUUAUACUUGGCUAAAUGAAGGUUUUGCACGUUAUUUCCAAUAUUUUAUGACACAUGAGGUUCAUCCAGAAAUGGAAAUGGACAAACAAUUUGUCGUUGAUCAAAUUCAAGUUGUAUUUACAAUGGAUGCUACAAACAACACCAAUCCAAUGACUGAUCCUUCUGCUGCUUCUCCAGAAGAUCUAUCACGAAUGUUUAAUAGUAUUUCGUAUAAUAAAGGUGGUUCGGUAAUUCGAAUGAUUCGGCACGCUAUUGGAGAGACACGUUUCAAGAAAUCACUUCAGGAUUAUCUUAAUGCUUAUAAAUACACCAACACCGAACCAAAACAUAUCUUUGAACACUGGAAAGCUAACUGGCCAGAAGAUACGAAAAAAUACGCUGACGGAGUAUUGAAGAGUUUUACCGAACAAGUUGGUUAUCCAGUAAUCAAUUUUAUUGUUGCUGAAGACUCCAAGAGCAUGACAAUUGAACAGAAACGUUUCCUCCUUAAACCCGGUGAUGGUAGUGAUUCUAGCCUACUCUACACAGUACCAAUAAGUUACACAACAAACUUGGAAAACAGUUUCGGAGUAACUACCCCAAGUUUGUACUUGGAAGCAACGACUGCAAAAACAACUGUUAACUUUAAUGGAGCUAUUAAAUGGGUUAUUGGAAAUCUUCAAGAAACUGGUUAUUAUCGUGUUAACUACAGUGAACCUGCUUGGCAUCAGCUACAUCAUGCUUUGCGUUCCAAAGACUGGGAUGGAAUUCAUGAACUUAAUCGUGCUCAAUAUGUUGAUGAUCUGCUAGCUCUUUCUCGUUCAGGUCAACUGAAUUAUGAGUUGUCUUUGGUGUGUUUGAACUACUUGGAUACUGAAACUCAUUAUCUUCCAUGGACUGCAGCUUUAAAUGGAUUUGAUUUCUUGGCAAUUCGUCUUGGUUUGGAUAAGGCUAACUUUGCCUAUUAUAUUACCAAAAUUUCAAAGAAAUCCUACGAUUUGCUUGGUUUUGAGGAAAAGAAGGACGAAAAGACUUUGGAUAUUUAUACCAGGAGCAAGGUUAUCUCAUGGAAUUGUAAAUAUGGUCACAGUGAAUGUAUCAAAGAAGCUUUGAAAUUAUUCCGAAAUAUGGACACCAAACCAGUACCAGUUAAUAUUCGUGGAGCAGUCUACUGUACAGCAAUGCGUGAUGGUACUGAAGCUGAUUUUGAAAGUCUUUAUCAAAAGCUUAAGAGCCAACAAGUUCCAACUGAACAAGUCUUGAUAAUCAAUAAUUUGGGUUGUGUUAAGGAGAAGAAACUUGUUGAACGUUACUUCAAUAUUAUUGUCAGUGAUGAUAUUCGCCGGCAAGACAAGUCUUCAGCUUUGUCGACACUUUAUACCUCAAAUGCUGAGAAUGUUUCACCUGUUUUUGAUCUUGUUACUGGCAAUCUUGAAGCUUUACAAAAAUCUAUGGGAGGAUAUUCAGCAGUUGCAAGUGAAAUUUCUAGCAUUGCAUCACGUUUCACAACUAAAGAACAACAAGACAAACUUGAAGCAUUUAUUGCUGCAAAUGGUAGUAAAUUUGGAAACUCUUUGAAGACAUUGAACAAAGCUGUCACGACUGUUAAGGAGAAUUUGGAAUGGUCUGAGAAGAGAUUACCUCCAGUUGUUAAGUAUUUGAAGGACUUUAGAAAUAGUGCUAGGAGUAUAGGUAUAAGCUCUUUGACUGUACUGUUGAUGGCUUUUGUAACUUAUAUGCUUAGAUAAAUCAGUCUGAAAUUUUA